Molecule: messenger RNA, 747 nt
Organism: Phaeoacremonium minimum UCRPA7
Lineage: Eukaryota; Fungi; Ascomycota; Sordariomycetes; Togniniales; Togniniaceae
Exons: 2
Coding region: 1-747 (248 amino acids)
Source: RefSeq, a predicted model, not a curated record
AUGGUCUCCACAGCCGGGACGAUUAUCAUCGUCAUCCUGGUCCUGGCCGUAGCUGCUGCUGUGGGCUGGGUUCUGUACGCUCGAUGGCGCGCUCAGAGAUUAGGCCUCCCACCUCCCUCGUGGUCAUCCUUCAUACCCUUCCGAAAAACUGAACAGCCCUACGGCGUCCAGCCCGCACCCGGCGGCGUCGUCGGCUGGUUCAAUGACCAGAUCCGCAAGUUCAGGAAUCGCAACAACCGCACCGCCGCCGGUGCCUACGAGGGUGCUCCGCUCGGCGGCGCCGCGCGACCCGGACGUCGCGGCUUCGGCCCCCUCGACCCCGACGAGGCAUGGGACACACGCGUCGGCACAGAGGCGGAUGCAUACGGCCCGGGUGGCUACUACGAGGAGCAGGAGCUUGGGCUUGCGCCACGACACGGCGCGGAGGACACGGCGUAUGGGGGCGGGAGCAGCUAUCCUAUGAAUCUGGCUGCAACGCCGAGCGCAGCGCCUGCGGGCUUUGGCGAGGAGGAGGGUAGGGGCAGGACGCUUAGCAGGAGUCCCGGCCCCGGCGGACAGGGCCUGGGUGUGCCAGGCAAGUCUGGCGCCAAUCCGUUCGACGACGAUGCCGAGCCGAGCAAUAUGAGCUUGAGAGGAGUCAGUCCACGGCCGAUUGACACGGAGCGAGCCGCAUCGAGUCACGGCAAGGACCCUGGAUCAGGAGAGUCCCCGACUGAGAGGAGAUCGGUUUUCAGGGAGAACGUGUAG